UUUCCCUUAGCCCUCAAACCCUCCAUUCUAUAAAUCCCCCACCCAUUAUCUUUCUCUUGCCUCUUCUCAACUUAUCGAUCGACCUUUGUCUCUUCCUUCUCCCUCUCUAAUCUUUGUUCAUAUCUCCAGUGGACCUACAUGCACAAGGAUCCUGAUCGAUCGAUCGAUCGAUCUGUGUUCGUUCUUCCCGUGUCUGAAGCAAUCUAGCUAGUCGAUUCUUUUGCUGCUGUUUAUGCGUAGCUAGCCUUACUAAGCUAAUUAUAUAUUUAAGGGAUAGCUAGAGAGAUUUGUCGCUGUUGUUGUUUCGUCGAUUGAUCGAUCAAGGAUGUGCACAAGGGGACACUGGAGGCCGUCGGAGGACGAGAGGCUCAAGGAGCUCGUCGCGCGGUACGGGCCGCACAACUGGAACGCCAUCGCCGAGAAGCUCCACGGCCGAUCAGGGAAGAGCUGCAGGCUGCGCUGGUUCAACCAGCUGGACCCGAGGAUCAACCGGAACCCCUUCACGGAGGAGGAGGAGGAGCUCCUCCUCGCGUCACACCGCGUCCACGGCAACCGCUGGGCCGUCAUCGCCAGGCUCUUCCCGGGCCGCACCGACAACGCCGUCAAGAACCACUGGCAUGUGAUCAUGGCGCGUCGCUGCAGGGAGCGGAUGAGGCUGUCGUCCAACAGGCGGGCCGGCACCGCCGCCGCAUCCGCGAAAGAAGAUACCAGUCUUACGGGCGCCGGCGCCGGCGAGAAGCCCAGACCUCGAGCUCCUGACACGAAUCGCAUGGCCGCCUUGCUCGACAAGUACCGUAGAGAAUUUGCUGGGCCCUUCGCGAUCAGCCCUCACAGCAGUAAGGAGGGUUACUGCUCAUCUACGAACGAAGAUACGAAUAGAUCGGUGGAGUUCUACGAUUUUCUCCAGGUGAACGUGAGCUCGAGCGACACCAAGUGCGGUUCGAGCAUCGAGGAGCAGGAGGAGAACCGGGACGACAAUGAUCAACAAGCUGAAGGGCAGGUGGCGCUCAUAGAUUUCAUGGAGGUUGGAACUUCUCACCAGUGAUUUAUCUGUAUAUGUAUCGAUGAAAUGGAUCGGUAUUUAACUAGGGGUGCAUCCAAAGCAGCUUGUUGUAAUGCUUUGUGAGGGGGCAUGCUACAUGAUGUAGCAAUCUAACACCAAUGACACUUAUAGAGGAAGCUAAGGCACGAAAUGCAAACGUACAUAUGACAUGUAGUACAUGUAAUUUAUUGAUGUACACAUACACAUAUAUAUUGUCCAUCCAUCCAUGCAUGGAGAAUUGGU
Lolium rigidum is the source of this 1285-nucleotide messenger RNA. RefSeq names its product transcription factor MYB52-like. The transcript is spliced from 3 exons. Gene Ontology annotation, molecular function: RNA polymerase II cis-regulatory region sequence-specific DNA binding; DNA-binding transcription factor activity, RNA polymerase II-specific. Gene Ontology annotation, biological process: regulation of DNA-templated transcription. Bases 326 to 1045 code for a protein of 239 amino acids. Lineage: Eukaryota; Viridiplantae; Streptophyta; Magnoliopsida; Poales; Poaceae. The record is from RefSeq and is a predicted model, not a curated record. Gene Ontology annotation, cellular component: nucleus.